Molecule: messenger RNA, 828 nt
Organism: Candida tropicalis MYA-3404
Lineage: Eukaryota; Fungi; Ascomycota; Pichiomycetes; Serinales; Debaryomycetaceae
Exons: 1
Coding region: 1-828 (275 amino acids)
Source: RefSeq, a predicted model, not a curated record
AUGUCACUUUUCAAACCAACAUUAGCAGUUGCACUUUUAUCUGCUGAUUUGAAUUAUAAGUUACGUCAUAGCCAUAUAACAUUUGGGAAAAGACAUAAGAAAGACAGAGACAUAAUUAAAGAAUUGACACCCAAGGCAUGGUCAUUUUCAAUUAAAGAAACAAAUCAGAAUUUUAUGCUUUUUGUUAUAUCUAUUAUUAUGAUUUUAUCUCUUGAGAUUAUUUUCGUACCUUCCAAAAGAUUAACUUUAAUUUUACCUAUUUUAAUAACUGGAUUAUUACUGGCUUUACAAAUUGUUGAUUUGGAAUAUCUGUCACUACCUGCAAACCCAGAACUGAUUCUUAAGAUCGAAAGAGUGCUUCUUAAACAUGCAACUAUAAGAAAUGGAAUAUUGGAUGCAAAUUAUAGCACCAAAAGAGUAGAUGUUAAUUUCAGAGAAGUUGUUGAUGACGGAUUACACAUUAAAGCUAGAGAUUUAUUACUUGAUGAAGGAAUUCAAAUUAUUGCAGUUGGUGAAUGUCAAUUCAAAACAGGGUCUAAGAAAAUACAUGAGAAAUUGUAUCCUAUUGUGAAUCUUCAAUUACCCGGUAAUAUCAACCGAACAUAUAUUGGCCUUUCUCCUUGUAGUUAUAUCUCCUUGUUGAGUGAUAUUAAUGAAUUGAUUAGAUUGAAAGAUCAUAGUCCAACGGGUCAUAGUCAAUGGCUCACUUAUUCUUUGAAUGAGAAUACUGGUGUGUGGAAAAGAGACUGGGUUAAAAGCGAAGAAGAUUCACAUUCCGGCCCCAAUGUGUUGAAUAAUUGGUGGAAACAUAUUUCUGAUAAAACUUAG